Messenger RNA from Dicentrarchus labrax (European seabass), 5747 nucleotides. RefSeq lists its product as uncharacterized. The transcript is spliced from 2 exons. Bases 3051 to 4010 code for a protein of 319 amino acids. NCBI's taxonomy places the organism in Eukaryota, Metazoa, Chordata, Actinopteri, Moronidae. The record is from RefSeq and is a predicted model, not a curated record.
ACUGCAGGGGAGUAGCAGAUGUUCACCUCAUCUAAUAGCAAAAUAAAGUUAAGACUAGUUUUUAAGACUAGUUUUAACAUUUAUCAGGAUUUAACAGACGGAUUAAUGGCGUUGAGAUAAAAAAGGAGGCUUAUUAAAGUCAUCACAGACCAUUAAUGCCUGGGCGGUCCACUUAUCGGAGAUCUAUUAUAGUUCAAAUAGUUAUUUUUGUUGCUCUGAUUGAGCAACAAAGUAGGUGAACUAGGAUGUGUAUGUAGGUCACUUUAUCUCUAAGAUGUAUAGUUCAUCUCAGCACUUCGUCUGUGUUUCAUAAAGAAGUACGUUGUCAGAACACUGGUGGGAAACAGCUUGCAAACAGCAUAUACAACUCUUGUGGUUUCCGAGUUGCUGACAUUCUUCUUAUUGCUUUAUACAUACUUCAGGUCAGUGGAAACAGCUUAACAUCUGACUAUUCAUUACAUACAUCUUAUGUACAAAGUUAAUAUUAUAUGUUAUAGAAUGACAAUUGGUUCAGUUUACAGAAUAUAAUUAAAAAUUAAAGCCACAAAUUAAUCAUGGCACAGCAUACAGUAUAUUGAAAUGAUUGCCUUUAAGCCUUGUGUAGACACCCCACACACCUAUUCAACAUCAAUGAAACCAAAAAAGUCGAGUGCAUGCAAACAAACGCACACAGACACAACGUAUUUGGCAGUGUGUAAAAAGGAAAAAGGAGAAAUGUACUUAUCUCCACGAAGAAGCUUCCUGUUAUUGUGUAUCUGGUGAUGUACAUUAAGCCGUCAUUGAAUCUUUCAACAUCCAUGUGGUUGUAAUUUGAGGCAUCAUGGGCGUAUUCCGUAUAAAUGAACGGGCAGAUUCAGAAAUCAUGUGGGGAAAUUUCAUCAUGUGUAAGUUCUGUUAAUUUAAUCUGUAUUUAUAUGCCUAUAUGACUUUAUGUUUGUAUAUGAACACACAAAGUUAACCUUUAGUCUGAUAUGGUUGUUGGUCAUUUCCAUACAGAUUUAAUGUAACAUAACACCAGAUGCUUUGAAAGUGCUAUUUUGAAAGCCAUAAUCAUUGUGAAGAUAUAAUACUAAAUACUAAAGAUUAGGGCCAUAGCUACUUCACUCCAACACUGUGGAACACCCUACCCAGUUACCUUAGAAAUGCAAGUUAUCCUGCAUGUUUAAAAGUCAACUCAAGACCUACUUGAUCAGGCAGGCUUCUAGUUAAUGUAUUAAAUGUUUAUCUCUUAUUGCUGUCAUUUAUUUUUUUAUUAUUCUUACAUAAAUAUAUAGUAUUUUGGUUUUAAUGCAAUACUGGACAUGCACAUUGAGCUGCAUUUAAUGUACAAAAGGUGCUAUAUAAAUACUAUUAUUAUUGUACAAAAUACACAAAAAAACUUUGUUUUCUUAGUUUCAUUUCCUUCAAAACUUCAAAAGCACUGAGCUUUGAAGCCAAUUCGACAUUGUGGCUAAACCAUGUAAAUAACAUUUUAUAACUGUACCCCCUUUCAAGUUAAUAGAGGCCUAAACUGAAAGUCAGCCAGCUCAGCGGAAGUCUGUGGUCUGCUUGUUCUGGCAGCAAAAUGCAGACACAUAUGUAUAUAUAUUAUACAUAUGUGUAUUCAAUAUUAUUAAAUAGAAACUAUUAUCCUCCCAGAAACACCUUUGCUGCCAAAUCAAACUUCUUGUUUUUAAACAAAACACAGUCUGACAGAUUCUACCACCAGGCAGCUAAAUUCUAACAACAGCAUGCUGACAUGCUCAAAAUAACAACCAAUGUCACUGCUAACAGGAUGAUGUUUGGCUGGUACUGUAUAUUAGCAACACAAAAAAUGUCAACUUCAUGGUAUCGCUAGAAGAGAAGUUUCCCAUAAACACUAUAAACUAGAGGGGCUAACAAAAUGCAACAUCUUGUUUAUGUUGUUAAACUUGUAACUUCUGAUUUGUGGUAGCAUAGCUUUUAUUUCUGAUUUUGAUUUGAAUGUAAAUUAUGUUUAAAAACUUACCAAACUGUUUAUCAAACACUGUAUUAACACACACACACACACACACACACACACACACACACACACACACACACACGUUUGCACAGCUUUCUUUGACUUAAUUCAUUGUGAACUCUAAUGUUGACCAUAGUCAAUCCCUGCCUAACCCUAACCUUAACCUAACCUCAGUUCACACCUUACCCCUAACUAGGACCUCAGAAAUGACACUUUAACUGUUUACAUUAGGACUGCUCUUGGGUCCCCAUGAGGACUACUGGUCCCGACAACGUCAGUGUUUAUAAGAAAAGGUCCCCAAUAGGUAACAAAAAUGUGCACCCAUACACACAUGAUUUCAUUUUGACUCUAAACAUAUUUCAAAACUUUUCCUGUUAUAUUUGGCAAUGAAGUUCAUCCCAUAACUCUCACACAAAUACUCACAUGUUGUGUGAUACACUUACUCACACACCUGGCCUGUUUAUCAUGUGUGUUAUGUGUACCAAACUAAAACUAAAGCCAACUGCUUCUAGUCAACCAUCACAGAAGUGCAGUACUAAUGAAUUAAGCAAUGCAAAUCGUAACCCCGCAGUGAGUCGAGUGAUUAGUCAUUUCCGAAGAAAGUCUCAUUGUUUGGCUGCAAUAAUAAAGGCCAGUUAUCAUGGUGAUCACUGUGUAGUUCUUGUGGCUACAGUUGUGUGUUUCAACCUGCCUGCCCUAAAACAACAUCCAAAAUACUGCCAUGACAUGUGGACUGUCACACCUAACAUUGAAACAGCAUUACUCAUUCCUAAACGGUAAACAAGCUGUGGUAACAUUUCUUUCUUUCUAAUGAGCUACAGUACAGUUGGAAUCUAUAUUUAUUUGAUAUGAACGGUUCACCAACUGUUUUAUCCUUGUCUGAAUGUAUGAAAGGCAUCUUUUGGCAACUCACUCCCUGGCACAAACUCUCACGGACAAAGCUUCUUUUUUGGCUUUGUGUUAGAUGGAAAAACACACAGGCAUACAAGUUUACACUGAUGUCAGCGAUGCAAGGUCCCUCCGGCACCAACAUGAGUAAGUGUAAGUCUGGCUCUCCUCCAGACGAGACAUGAUGACAUUUACAGACCCAGCUGAGCUGAAUCAGCCAGCCUUGAUAAAGAGAAGAAAGAGGGUACUCCUCACACACUCUCACUCAGCCUCUUUGAGAAGAGGGGCUGGCAUGGAAAAUAAAAAAAACCCACAUCCGGGUGAAUGGAUUUCAAGCUCAACUUCACGUAGAACAAACCAAGUUUUAAAGUCAGUCUGGGAGAUAAGCUCUUGGUGCUGGCCUGGUUCUAUCACAGGAAAAGGGAUCUCGGCCUCUAGAGGAUGGCUCCGUCGGUUCUUGCUGCUGAAGCUGGUGACGGUGCUGCUGUUCCCCCGCAGUGUAGGCCUCCCCCUGCUGGUGGGCUGUAUGUUCAGCCUGCGGGUCCUGUUGCUGCUACGCUCCCCUCACAUCUCCACCAAGCCCUCCACUGUGUUCCUGGGCCAGCUGGCUCUCACAGACAGUCUUGUGCUGCUGCACUGGAUGCUUCAGCUGGGAGCGACACUAGCCUGGUGGAUGGAGGCGGGCUGUGAGAUUAACAUGGGCGUCAUGAAGGAGGGGGGGUCAGUUUGGUGGAGGGAGGCUGUGAGUGUGCUCUGUCAGCAGCUGCUUGAUGCACAUUACCUAGCCUCUCUGCUCCUGCUGGGGCUGCUGGGACUGGAGGCCACGCUGGUGUCACGAUGGCCUCAGCAGACUCGGAGAUUCAGGACUUCUCGCUGGGCUCAGCUGAGCUGCAGCUUGAUCCAGGCGCUUGUGCUGCUAGAACUGUUGUUCUCGCUUCAUUCAAAACUCAUGCAGGACUCCAGGCAUCAGACUUAUUCCUUAACACUACAAAACUCCCAAACGUCUUCUCUGGGCCUGCCUCUUCUGUCUCUUCCAGCUUUCUCCUCCUGCAUGAGGAGGACAUUAUGGUUGGUGAAUUUAUGGCUGCAUUAUGCUGUCCUCUAUAUCAAACCACAGAAGAGAAAGAGCUUCUUUCAUUAAACGCUUUGGCAGUAAAAUACAAUGAAUUUGACCAAAGAUAUUGUCUAUUUUAUUUUAUUUAUAUAAUAAAACUAUAUUUAAUAAUUGCUGAUAUUGAUCUUUAUAUAAGCCUUAAAGCAAGACUGUGUAUCUAACUAUUGUUUGCUAAAAUUAACAAACAUUAGUCACCCUAAGCUUCUGGUGAUACCAGAUCAACCAACAGUAGCAAAAGAUAAGAUAAUCCUUUAUUGAGACCCCAGAGGGAAAAUUUCAGUGUUACAUGAGAACAACUGAGUGUGUUAAAUACAUAAAGGGUGAUUUGUUUUUAUUGCUUCUGCACUCAGCGUCUCAUUUGUAAAAAGGAUUACAUUAUUUUUUCUCUCAAAACAUACAGACAAAAGAAGAAAAACAAACAAGUCAGUACAGUCUGAGUGCUGUAGGCAGGGUUGCUGCUUUCAGAUCCUUUAUUAAAGUGGAAACUAUUUGAGUGUGUUUGUGUUGUAUAUGUUGUUUUGUGCCAUUUUACACUGUAUGCAAGUGUAUGGGUGUAUUUUGUAAAUGUGUGUGUAUGAGUGUGAAUGUUUGGAUGCAUGUGUGUAUGUAGAUGUAUGUAUAGUUUUAUAUUUCCAUGAUACAAUCAUGUAUAGAUAACUGAUAAAUGAUUACUUUUUAUUACUGUAAAUUUUGCUUCUAUUCCGUUGUUUAACUGGAAGCAUGAAUUCUAAUAAACUCAACUCAAGAGGCCAACUUCAACUGCAAAUAAUGACAUAUUUAUUAAAGGCACACUAUGCAAGAUUUUUACCUUAAUAUAAGAGCUUCAAAGUCAUUUUGAUGGUAAAUGAACUCGUAGUAUAGCGAAUCAUCCCAAUAGCAAAGGACGCCGUUGGCUCAACCAGCAAUGCAAGUCUGAAAGGUGGCGUCCGGCCAAAUCUUGCGAGAAUCACGAAUUGCUUUAUGGUGCGACGUCACAUACAUCAGCGACAUAAGAAGCAGCCUCAAUGGAAGACACUAGCAGGCAUUCACUCAGACGUUACCUGAUCAGUAGACAUCUUCGGAGUCUAUCUUUGCCUGUUCGAUGUGCAGCGCUUCCAUCCUACUGAACAUGUACCAGUAUACAGGGGGGAGGGGAUCAGGCUGUGAGUGCAGAGAUGCAGAGCCUUAUAUAGACGGCUCUAUGUUAAAUAAAAUGUUAAACGUUAAAUACAAGUACUCCGCAGCGACUCUAGGGGUAGCUGUUUGACCAAACCGGAAAACUGCAUAGUAUGCCUUUAAGCCAACGAGACAAAUCUCUCAUAAUUUAUUGGAUUUCUCAAUUUACUGAUUAUCCCAUGACCUCUUUUUGUUUUACUUUGCUUCUUGUUGUUUUUUUUAUCCUUAUUUGCUUGUUGUUUACUGUCUUUAUAAUGUGAAAAUUGCUUAUGAAUGAAAAGUUUAAAGUUUAAAAAGAUGAACUACAUGCACUGUAUGCGUGAUAAAGCAAAGAUAUUGUGAAAUGUGACUUUUCUUCCGUUUACUUUUGAAGUAAGCUGAUCUCACAUAUUAACAGUGAGAGAUUAUGAUCUGUUUUCAUAAUGUUAACAUGUUCUCAUCUUGCAGUCCCUUGUUUGUGUGAUCUGGCAGACUGCCCAGGAAAAGAUGUGAAAUUAAAUGACAGGACUCUGAAGAACAAAUGUUUGUGGUAUAUCAGCACACAGCAACAUCUUAAGUAGGAUUUUAUUUCAUGUUGUAUUCACAGUUAAUAAUGUGUGGUUAAAGGUG